Molecule: messenger RNA, 1557 nt
Organism: Botrytis deweyae
Lineage: Eukaryota; Fungi; Ascomycota; Leotiomycetes; Helotiales; Sclerotiniaceae
Exons: 3
Coding region: 1-1557 (518 amino acids)
Source: RefSeq, a predicted model, not a curated record
AUGCCCCCACGACGAUCCCGAGACAGCGAUACUAUCGUUGUUGAUAAAGAUGGUGACGAUGAGUGGGCAGCACCAUCUUCACCUGAAUCAAUAGGAUCUGAUAUUGAUUUCGCACCAAGAAACAAAAUGGCGGCCGUUAGUCCUCAAAACCUCGAGUCGCCUGAGCCAGAGCUGGCUGACGAACCUUCGAUCGCGACGCCCAGUUCAGCAUCUAAACGAUAUAGCCCCAGCACACCUCCGAAGUAUUUGAAUCAAAUUUCAUUCAGAGAUCCAAACUCAUCAACAAUGGAGGAAAGAUUACAAAUGAUGCCUGCAAAACGUUCUUUGCCUUGGAGGGAAGGAGUCGAAGCGGGCUCUGAGAUCGAGACUGGAGGAGAUUCCCGUAGGAAACAAAUUAGAUUUGGCUGUUUGCUUGCUACUCGAGGAAAUGUAGUUGAGGAUCCUUGCCUCUCAUGUGCCAAUGCUCGGGGAAAGUUCACCUUAUGUAUCGCGCUGCCAGGAUUUUUCAAGGGAGCAUGCGCUAGCUGUCAAUUAAGUGGCAGACCAAACCGUUGCAGCAUCAAGACUAAUGAAGAGAUCGAGCCCGAUGAAUUUACUGCAGAAGACGGAAUUCGCGUGACUCCAGAACCUGAAUCUUCAAGUGCACGGAGAGCAUCAGCAAAGAAUACUGUCAAACAGACGCCAGAUAAGUCUAGUACAAAAAAUAAGUCUGAAGAAAGCAAUCAUUCUGGUCCGCCAGCAAAGAAAGCCCGUGUCGAAGAACCAGAAAAGCCAAUUCAAACGGGAUGGCAAGAACCUCCUGUAGUAGACACAGGUUUGGGAUCUACAAAGACGCGCGGAGGACGCCCACCUCGUUCAUCUUUAACCUCAUGGGCACCUGUCAAUUCUCCACACAUGGCUACGCGUAACUCGUCCACACCCAACACUCGAAAUGGUGGUUUACGCAAGUCUGUUGGCAAAUCUGCUGAGAAGGAAUCGACCGUCAAGGAACCAACCAGAAAACCAAGCAAUACUCCAAGUGCAAGUACUCCUCAGUCAGCUCCAAGCAGACCGGCAUCUACAACUUGGGCUUCUGUCAACCAGACUCAAGCAGGAUCCCAACCUACAUUUCCAAAUCUACCCAGACCACAAAUUCCAAAACCACAACAUGAGCAGUCCAAGCCAGAGCAACAACAAGAUAAACCAGACCCGAAGCAAGCCAAACCACCACAAUCUCAACCUCCUCAACCUCAAGCUCAACAGCAGCAGCCGCCUCAAACUAGACUACAGCAACAUCAAGCUCAACAACAAGUCAUCAUGAGUAAUGGAUCAACUAUAUCGCAACCCCCACCCCAGAAAGCGGGCAACAAACGUCAACAACGAGAAUACCAACCAACUUUUGUCACUACCCCGAACGGACUAAGUUUUGCCGCGGCUCCACUCAUAGAAACUUUGCCAAAGCGAAAGCAAUUACAGCUAAUGGGAAUUAUCAGUGGUCUUCAAGGAGGUAUUGACAAUAUCCAGAGAGAGCUUAAUACGUUGAAGAAAACACUUGGUGUGGAGGAUGAUGAUAAUUGA